CGCGAGCUCGGCCAGGGACGUGAUAGCGAGGAUGUCCACUGGGUGCUGUGAUAUCGACAAACGGUGAAGAUAACUUACGGCAUCUGAGCUCCUGCAGCGUCUCACGCCUUCGUCGAGUCCCUGAGCUCGUGGCAGAGCCGCUCAUACGCUUGGCUUCUCCCGAUGGGUGUCGGACACCGACGUUUGUCAAGUAGCCAGCGGAGGGAGACGCUCAUCUCGCCAGUUAGGGAUCCACAACGGCUGCACGGCUCCGCUUCCCUGCCGCACCGGUUCGUAUGUCCGUUUGCUGUUCUCACUCCCUCACUCUACUGUCCCAGUCCCAUGGUGGCGCGGGAGUUCGCCCGCGCAUCCUCUCGUGACCGCGUGGCCUGCUGUCAGGAAGCAUGACAUCCUGCGCUUGGGGGAAACGGCAUAGAGGGGGUGCGAGUAUCUGACAGGCUGGUGUGUGUACGCAUGUCCACGGUCCUGUCAUGCCCAGCUUCGACGAUAACAAGUACCCACUCACGAACCACAAGUCUUGCUGAUUACAGGCAUAAACAUCUCACUGUCGUAGGGUAGCAAUGCUUCUGUGCGACUGUAGUGCCCGCAGACAAUGCCGAUGAUCUGGAUGCGC
Messenger RNA from Dichomitus squalens LYAD-421 SS1, 613 nucleotides. RefSeq lists its product as uncharacterized. The record is from RefSeq and is a predicted model, not a curated record. Lineage: Eukaryota; Fungi; Basidiomycota; Agaricomycetes; Polyporales; Polyporaceae. The transcript has a single exon. The coding region runs from base 163 to 387 and encodes 74 amino acids.